This is a messenger RNA of Melanotaenia boesemani (Boeseman's rainbowfish), 2674 nucleotides long. It is a transcript of the gene zrsr2, whose product is annotated as zinc finger (CCCH type), RNA-binding motif and serine/arginine rich 2. Lineage: Eukaryota; Metazoa; Chordata; Actinopteri; Atheriniformes; Melanotaeniidae. The record is from RefSeq and is a predicted model, not a curated record. Gene Ontology annotation, molecular function: pre-mRNA 3'-splice site binding; metal ion binding. The transcript is spliced from 11 exons. The coding region runs from base 232 to 2070 and encodes 612 amino acids. Gene Ontology annotation, cellular component: U2AF complex; spliceosomal complex. Gene Ontology annotation, biological process: mRNA splicing, via spliceosome.
GUUAGUAGCAUAACAGCACAGCGUGGAGCUAAGUAAUUGACAUCAUAAUCAAACGUAUCUGUGUCUCUUUCCCGACAAACCUAUUUGAAAACGGAAAUUUUUUUUUAGUUUAAGACAGUAUGAUCAUGUAUUUAUUGCCGAUAUAUACAUGACUAUUAACUGAUAAAAGAAAUCAGUCAAAAGUAGAUGCUAACUAUAGAGGAUCUAGCUAACUAACCACCGGUACCUAUAAUGGCAGCUUCCAUUCCCGCAGUGAGUUCUACUCCUGUUUUAAGUCAUAAAAAACGUAAAGCUGCUCUUAGGAAGGAGAGAAGAAAACGGAAACGCCAAGCUCUCGCCCAAGCCAGAGAUUCCGGGCUGAAAGAUGAAGCUGAAGAAGAAGAGGAUGUAAAUGAUGAUGAUUGUGAGGAUAAAGGUGCUGCUGAGGAAGAAAGACUUCGGCUACAUGAAGAAUGGCUAGAAAGGGAGAGGCUUGCCCAGGAAGAGUUUAAGCUGAGAUUAGAGAAGGAGGAAGCUGCAAGGAAAAGAAAAGAAGAGGAGGAGCUGUUGAUAAAAGAAGAAUGGGAGUCCCAGCAGAGGAGAGAACAAGAGGAAAAAGAGCAGAAGCAGCAGGAGAAGCGGGACAGAGAGGAGGCUGUUCAGAAAAUGUUGGAUGAAGCUGAAAAUCAGCUCGAUAAUAAAGGACCAUGGAUGAAUCCCGAGGCUCCUGUAAAUUCAGAGAACUUUGGAACAGAACGCGACAUAGCCAACUGUCCUUUUUUCCUUAAAACUGGAGCUUGUAGAUUUGGAGAUAGAUGUUCUCGGAAGCACGUUUAUCCCACAACCAGCCCUACUCUGAUGAUUCGUGGCAUGUUCAGAACCUUUGGAAUGGAGGAGCUGAGGCGUGAUGAUUAUGACAUGGAUGCUUGUUUGGAGCACAGCGAGGAGGAGCUUCAUGAGUCUUUCCUCGAGUUCUACCAUGAUGUGCUGCCGGAGUUCAAGAGUGUCGGCAAGGUGGUGCAGUUCAAGGUCUGCUGCAAUUAUGAACCUCAUCUGAGAGGAAAUGUUUACAUUCAGUUUGAGACAGAAGAACAUUGCAAAGAGGCUUUUAUCAAGUUUAAUGGAAGGUGGUAUGCAGGCCGGCAGCUUCACUGUGAAAUAUGUCCUGUUACACGGUGGAAGAACGCCAUAUGUGGACUGUUUGACAGACAGAAGUGCCCCAAAGGAAAACACUGUAACUUCUUACAUGUGUUUCGAAACCCUGGCAAUGAAUUCUGGGAGGCCGACAGGGAUCUGCGCAUCUCUCCCGAUCGUAGCGUCAGGGGAAGUCAAAGAGACGGCUGGCAUUCAGAGCGACACAGAGAGCGAUCAUGGAGGCAGCGUCUCUACAGCAGAAGUCCAGAGAGAAGAUCAGAGAGGUCUCAUAGCAGACGAGAGGACAACAGAAGGCGAAGCAGGAGCAAAGAGAGAAGAGCCUCCCAUCAGCACAGAGAAGACAAAAGGUCAUCCAGAUCCAGACACACCGAGAGCAGGACAGAUAGGCAUCGAAGCCGAAGUAGAGACAGGUCGAAGAGCAGAGGUAAAGAUGGAGAACACAGACUGAGAACAGCAAGAAGACAUGAUGACAGGCAGCAUAAAUAUAGGAAUAUAAGUGAAGAAAGAGUUAGUAGAGAUGAAGAUGGCACACACACAGAAGCAAGAGAGAAGUCAAGGAGCACAAGUAGAGAGAAGAAAAGAGACAAGCAAAGUAAAGAAAAGAGCCCCAAGCACGCCGAAGAAAUUAAAGAUGAGAAAACACACCGCCGCCACAAACAUUCAAAGAAAAGCAAGAAGAGCAAGAAGAAACGUAAGAAGAAAAGCCACACGUCCGAUGUGACGUCAUCUGAAGAGUCAGAAAAGGAGAAAGAGUCAGAAGAAGAGACUGUGGUUGAUCCUUCAGCACAAAGUCCCAGUGGAGACACAAAUAAUGCAGAGAUAGCUCAGGAAAAAUGUGUUCAUGAAACUAACUUAAGUUCAGAGGUGAAAAGUGAACUGGCCAACAGUGAAAUCAAAAGCGAGCUGACUGAAAACCCUGACAAUGGUUUUUCUUAGUGGUUCCAGGAUUUAGAAAUGGGUGCACUUGGUCAUAUUUGGCUGGGUCAUGAAAUCACUCCCUCAUUUACAUUGUGCAUCAGACUAUAGUUUCAUACCCAUAGAUGAUCUAAAUUUAAUUUUGGUCUUAUUAGUAAAGGGAAGUGUUCAUCCAGUGGAUGUUUCUAUCAUAGCAUUGUUGAUUUUUAGAGAUCAUUUAGUAGUUGAAAAAUUUACACACAGAUAUCCACAUAAAAUACAAUAUGGUCAUCUAUACACUAAAAAGGUAAUGGUUUCAUACACGGCCUAUUAGCACUUGUCACCUCAUAUAUGUAAAUAGUUUGUUUUUUGAAGAUGGUUUGCGUUGCUUUUAACAUUUAUUCACAUGAGCUGCAGCAGUCCAUAGUAAUCAGCGAGUAAAAACAUGACAAGUGUUUUCUUGAAUACAUUUAUUGUUAAAUACUGUCAAAUAUAAGAAAGAAGUCUUGGCAGUGUUUACUACAAAAAGUGAUUCUUAAGGACAAAUCAAAGAUAAAUUUGUUCAGUAAUGCCUUAUGAAUGGUAAACAAUUCCCCAUAUGGUUGCAGAUUAAAAAUAAAUUGUCACAGUUUGGGAUGAACUUCUA